CUUGCGUCCCCCGCAACAUAUAAAAGACGUGACGAACGCAAAUUCUCCAGUUCCAUUUAAGAAUUACCCGUGCGAGCUACCCAAAAAUGAAAUUCCUCGUCUUAACCCUGUUCGUCGCGUACGCAUGCGCGGACGUAUCCCACCUUCCCCAAGCUGGGGGCGAGAAGAACGCUCAAGUUCUCCGUCAAGAGUUAGACGUGGGUGUCGACGGAGCAUACCAGUACGCUUAUGAGACUGACAACGGAAUUAAGGCCGAAGAGAGCGGCACUUUGAAAAAGAUUGACGCUGAGACCGCAGCCGAGGUUGUCCAAGGCCAGGCCAGCUGGAAGUCUCCGGAGGGUGAGACCAUCCAGCUGCAGUACGUGGCUGACGAGAACGGAUACCAGCCCCAGGGCUCCCACCUCCCCACUCCCCCGCCGAUCCCGGAGGCGAUCCUCAAGGCGCUGGAGUACAUCCGCGCCCACCCCCCACCACCGGAGUCCAGGAAGUAAACCGUCUCAAGUAGUAGUAAGUUCUAGUACAGCGUCAGCCAAGUAUUCGUAGAAUUAGAGAUGGAUCAAAGGAGGGUAGAUAAAUAUUAUUCUCUAUUGAUUCUCUUUGUGUGUUAUUUGAAUAAAUAGUUUAAAAGUUGGUAUAAGCAUCUCGCUCUUUUGUGUUGCCGUCUAUAUUCACACUGAAUGAGUGCGAGUAUAGACAGAUAUAUUUUUAGAGUGAGUACUUUUAAACUAUCUGGUCGAAUAAUAACACACAUUUAGGUUAUAUCUGUUUAACGUUUCUUGAGAGGAAUUUCUUUAAAAUCUUGAACCAUUUUUUUUUUAAUCAAGAGCUUAAUUCAAAUUUAUCGUACUGAUUAGUGCCUAUCAGACUUUAGAAAGAGAGGGAAAUUGCCUUGUUUAUCUAGGGUAGAGCGCCGUCUCUUUUGCACGCGGAACUAUUCGGACGAUCUUUCUUAUAGUUGUGUGUAAGAGAGACGACACGAUAUUCUCAGACAUGAUUGACAAAGACAGCUAAUGCUUAGCUCUUUUUAAAGCCCUUUAGGCAUAAUUACAUGACACACAUGUUAACCUGUACUGAACAUGUUUAAAAAACAUACAAUACUCGGUUAUAAUGUAAGAUACUUAAUAGAUAAGUUACUGAUGAUUUGUUUUUGAAUUGUUAUUCUGUAGAGGUGUAAAGAAGGUUGUUUUUCGCAUGUAAAAAAUAUGAAUAUUUCUACGCAGUGCCAUUAAGUGAAUAUCUUUAGUUUUAAUUUGUACUUUUGUAUAAAUAAAUUAAUGCAAUUUU
Molecule: messenger RNA, 1284 nt
Organism: Amyelois transitella
Lineage: Eukaryota; Metazoa; Arthropoda; Insecta; Lepidoptera; Pyralidae
Gene: CPR6
Product: larval cuticle protein LCP-17
Exons: 4
Coding region: 87-491 (134 amino acids)
Cellular component (GO): chitin-based extracellular matrix
Molecular function (GO): structural constituent of chitin-based larval cuticle
Source: RefSeq, a predicted model, not a curated record